Molecule: messenger RNA, 940 nt
Organism: Balaenoptera acutorostrata (minke whale)
Lineage: Eukaryota; Metazoa; Chordata; Mammalia; Artiodactyla; Balaenopteridae
Gene: MLF1
Product: myeloid leukemia factor 1
Exons: 7
Coding region: 112-924 (270 amino acids)
Biological process (GO): regulation of DNA-templated transcription
Cellular component (GO): cytoplasm; nucleus
Source: RefSeq, a predicted model, not a curated record
GACUGGGAGACAAGCGUUGACAGUGCUGGACCGGCUGGCUCGGGUCGCGGCCGCGGCAUUACAUCGUUUUCCAAUCUGUCCGCAAACGCCGCCGCCCGAAACAGAGCCAGGAUGUUCGGGAUGCUGAGCAGCAGCUUUGAGGAUGAUCCCUUCUUCUCUGAUUCUUUCAUGGCACACCGAGAAAGUAUGCGACAGAUGAUGAGAAAUUUUUCUGAACCUUUUGGAAGAGACCUGUUCAGCAUCUCUGAUGGCAGAGGAAGAGCGCGUAACCAUACGGGACAUGAGGAUGGAGAAAAUUCCUUGACUCGUACAGAUGUCAACCCUUUUCAGGCAAUGGACCGAAUGAUGUUAAAUAUGCGAAACAGUAUGCAGGAAUUACAAAGAAACUUUGGUCACCUUUCAACGGAUCCAAAUGGACAUUCGUUUAGUUCUUCCUCAGUUAUGACUUAUUCCAAAGUAGGAGAUGAACCACCAAAGGUUUUCCAGGCCUCAACUCAAACCCGCAGGGCUCCAGGAGGAGUAAAGGAAACUAGGAGAGCACUGAGAGAUUCUGAGAGUGGACUAGAAAAAAUGGCUGUUGGUCAUCACCUCCGUGACCGAGCUCAUGUCAUUAAAAAGUCAAAGAACAAGAAGACUGGAGAUGAAGAGGUCAAUCAAGAGUUCAUCAAUAUGAAUGAAAGUGAUGCUCAUGCUUUUGAUGAUGAGUGGCAAAAUGAGGUUCUGAAGUACCAACCCAGGGGACAAUGGCGCAAUCUAGAAAACUCUAAGAUGCGAAGCAUUGGUCAUGAGAAUUCAGGAUCCCGAGAACUUAAAAGAAGAGAGAAACUGCAUCAAAGUCCAGCCAUUGAACGUGGAAGAAGAUCAAAUGUUUUUGUGGACAAACUCAACAUCAAAGGAUCACCUGUGAAAAUCAACAAAAAAUAAAUAGCAUUGCAUUUGA